Prorocentrum cordatum is the source of this 3600-nucleotide messenger RNA. NCBI's taxonomy places the organism in Eukaryota, Dinophyceae, Prorocentrales, Prorocentraceae. The record is from the annotation of a GenBank genome assembly.
AUGGCCUCCGGUGUGUCCAUGGUGUCGAAAAGCUCCCCUGCCGUAGCCGCUGCGGCUCGAGCGCGAGCUGGCCGGGACGCGAGCUGCCGGCGGGAGAGCACGGACGCCGCGCGGGCGCCCGCUGCGCCCGGGGUGGCUCGGGGGCCUGGGCAGCUCGAGCUCCCGGUGCGCCUCGUGGAGGAGGCCCUGGCGCAGGACGAGCAGCAGCUGCAGCUGGAGCAGCUGUGCGCUCCCGGCGCAGGCCACGAAGGCCACCAGUUUUUGCAGCAGGGCGUGCUCCGGGACGUCCAGCGCGUCUGGAGGGCGUUCGACUCGCGCCUCGUUCUCUGGAGCUACGCCAACCCUCGCGAUCCAGAAGUGACAGAGUACCUUGGCGUGGAUCAGCAGAUAGUAUCUGUGACCACGGCCACUCCGAAGGACUUCGUCUCUGGAGUGAACUACUUUCUCGUCCUGGCAACGCCUGUGGAGGUAUCGCUCCAUACACUGUGCUUCGCGCCUAACAGUGACCGGUUGCUCCCAAUCGCACGUACGCGGCACGCAGUGGUCACUGACGAUAUCGUGGUGGGGACAAUUGUGUGUGACGAUCUCACAGGUCGCAUCUUCAUGGGCGGCAGUGACGGCUGCAUCCACGAGUUCCAGUACUUCGACGACGACGUCUCCUGGCUCGGCGGGCAGAAGCCGAGCCGGAAGCGCGCCGUGAGCUGGAAUCUUCAGAGCACGCUGCCAACACUUCUGCGCAAGGCAUCGGAGUACAUCCAGCCGCCUGCGGCAAGUAAAGUCACCGAGCCCCCACUGAUCCAGCUGUGCACCAUCUCCAACACGACCCUCGCGACGCAGGUCCAGAAGGCCCGCGGCCAGCUGUUCCCGGGCCUCGCGCAGGUGGGCGCACGGCCGGGCGCCCUGUCCGGCCUGCUCGGCGACGCGGGCUUCUCGCCCGCCGGCUCCGCGGCCUCGCCGAGGCCGGUCGCGAGGCUGAUCCCGCUGGGGCAGCACGACGGGGGGAGCGUCGUGGCGUGCGCGGUGUGUGAGGACGGCGUUCGGAUCUUCCUGCGGGGCAACUACAAGAGGGCGGGCGCGGGCGGGUCCCUCGCCUCUGCGCCGACGGACGGCGCUGGCGCGCAGGCCGGGGCGAAGGCUCAGCCUCCGCAGAUGUCCUCGGUGGCGGUCCACCACGUCCGCUUCCUGGACGCGAGCGCGCCGCAGCUGCGCGUGAGGGACGCCGAGCAGGUCGACGGGAUCCUGCUGCUGGUGGCACAGAUUGCAGGCGCGCCUCCCGCGGCGAGCCCUGCCGCAGGUCGUGCCUGGGGCGCCGGCGGCCCCGGCGCGGCGGGGGCGCCGCAGGGCGGCGACGUCGUCGUGGCCAUCGGCCCGGACGCCCGCGCCGUGGCCCAGCGGCAGAGCCGCGGGCACGCGGCGUGGCUGGCCACGCCCGCCGGCCUCGUCUCGAAUGUGGACGUCGUCGGCGUGGGCGGGGCGGGCCCGUGCCGUGUCGUCUCCCUGGCCGCCUGCGGGCAGCGGCUGCCCCGGGGCCUGCAGUUCCUGUACGGCCGCAGGCCCGGCGCGGCGAUGGUCCAGCCGGUGGCGGCGCUCAGCGAGCUGGCCCGGCAGCAGCUACUGCCCCCCACGCGCUUCCUGGUGGUCUCGAAUCUCGGCGUCCACAGUGCCACAAAGAUCCAGCCACUGCAGGCCCUGCAGCGGCAUCUGCUGAGCGGGGACACGGCGCAGCUGCGCGACUUCGCCGCGCGGUACACGCCGGAGCAGACUUCGGCGCUGUGCUUCCAGCUGCUGGCGUCGGCCGCUGGCGCUGCUCGCAGCGCUCCCGCACGGGACGUGGGCUACAGGGAGAUCGGAUGCCCCGCGGUCGCACGGGAUCCCCAGGAGGAGAUAGUGGCACAGCGGGCACAGCACGUACUUUUUUCACCUCAGUUGGCUCGCGAGCUGGGGUUGUCCCAGGCGGUGGCGUCCGUCGACACCCGGACCCUCUAUCCCCCUGCGGCCGCGUUUGGCCAGUUCGUGCAGUUGCGCACUGCCUGCAACGCCUCUGGCCGCCUUCGUGGCCUCUGCCUGUACCUGAGCCGGAUCCUGAGGCCCAUGUGGCUCGUGCCGGUCAUGGCGGUCACGUGGCCACCCAGGGCGCCUGGCGCCAACCGCCUGAAGCGCAAGGCCGGCGAGUGGUGGCCGCCCGCGCCAGCCUCCGCGCCACCCGUCCAGGGUGCGCAGUGGCGCUGCACAUGGUCCCGAGCGCAGCGCGCGCACGUCCACGCCCAGCUCGCGGCGCUGCUCGUGACGCUCGAGGGCUGCAAGGCCUUCUUCGAUCCCGGCAGCACCGCGACCGGCCUGGCCCUGUCCCCCGGGGGCGCGGCGCCCGCUGCCCUCGGGGCCGCCGUGGACCCGUCGGCAGCCCCGGAGGCGUCGGUUGCGGCCGGCCUGAUGCUGCUGACCUCCACGGCGGUGGAGGCGCUGCUGUUCCUGGAGCUCGUGGCCGGGCAGGCGGACGCGCUCUCCGCGGCACCCUGCCCGCCAGAGGUGCUCGUCAAGUUCGCGGAGCUGUCGCUCCGGGACCUCGUCUGCCAGCCAGAGGCGCGGCAGGUCCUGCAGCAGCUGAUGCAGGGCGGCGUGGUGGCCUGCCGCCAGCUGCACGCCAGGUGUCGGCGCGAGGACCUGGAGGUGCAGGAGGCGUGCGAGCUCCUGGCGGCCGUCCAGGGCAGCCUGGCGGCCGCGAGGGGCUCCGGCGACCUGCUCGACAGGGCCCGCCUCGGCGCGCUGGUGCAGCGGGCCCUGCGCGCGCUGCUGCAGCACGCCGCGCGGGUGGACCUGGCCAGGGCUUGCGGCCUGCUUCGCGCCGUCGGAGCGUGCAAGGGCCUCGUGGCGCUCUGCGCGGGCGUCGCCCGGGCCCGGGACCCCCGCGACGAGGCGCUGAGGGCCGCGGACCCGCUGAGCGCGCGCGUGCAGCAGCUGCACUAUGCGCGGCUGGAGUGCUACCAGGCCAUCCUCGAGGUCUUCGAGGACGUGCACGCGUGCGCGCGGAAGCACCAGUCCUCCGUCGCGGGCGCCGCGGGCCCCGCGCUGCUGAGCGCGGGGGCCGCGCCCGGCGCCCCGAGCGAGCUGCCCGAGCUGCUGCCCGUGCCGGUGGCGGACGCCGACGCGCCGCUCGUGCUCGACGCGCUGCUGCGGCACUGCCUCGAGGGGCAGCCGCGCUUCGCGGACGAGCUGUUCCACUUCUGCGUUCUCAAGUGGAUGGUCCAGCGGGACCUGCCGGUCUACCGCUACGACUCGCCGUACGCGAAGGGCUUCCUGGAGGCCUACGCCCAGGACCAGCCGGAGCUCCUGUGCAGGUACCUCCAGCACCGAGGCCGGUGGUCGGAGGCGUGCGACGCGUACGUGGCUCUGGCGCGGGACCCGGCCCGCGCGCCCGAGGCGCACAGGCAGCUGGUGCUGCUGCAGGCCGCGUCCCUCUGCGCCGGGAUGCCCGGCUCGGGCCGGCGCGCCGAGCCGAUCUGGCGCGCGGCCCAGGAGGUCCUGGAGCGGCAGCGGCAGGAGCGCCAGUCGGUGCAUGCGGAGAUCCUGCCCCCGCCAGCGGAGCUGCUCCCUGGCUGAGGU